GUUUAGCAGAGAUUUGCAGAGGUCCAGAGGGCAGAUCUAUCUCUUAAAUCUCAUUGGUUUGGUAUCCGUCAAUCGCUUUAAUCUGGAAAGCCUACGAAAGCCCUGGUAGGAAGUAGAUCCCAGCAUGGAGGACUGCAUUGAGGUCAUUCUCGAGGAGCACAGCGGCAGGUGGUUCAACCAUCAGCAGUCCGGCCCCAGCGUCCCCUUACUGAUCGGAUCUGCCUUCUCCGGUGUCUACGGACUCUGGGCCAUGUUCUGCAUGCCUGGACUCAGAGUCCCCUUCAGACUGAAGGUGCCGUUUUUACCUUCGACGACAGAGCAAACCCUAAACGUCCUCAAGCUUCUAGAAGGACGCAAGGGCCGCCUGGCCGACCUGGGAUCAGGCGAUGGACGUUUGGUUUUUGCAGCGUCGUCAAUGGGGUUUCAAUGCACAGGUUUUGAAAUAAACUCCAUAUUAUUAGCCUACUCCAAGAGCAGAGCAAGGCGGCGCGGGGUACCACGCGCUGAUAUCCAUUUCAUCAAACAGGACUUCUGGAAGAGCGAUCUGUCCAAAUACACAAACGUGACUGUGUUUCUGGCCCCUGCGGUGAUGGGGGUUCUGGAAGAGAAGUUGUUAAAGGAACUUCCCGAGGAUGCCAGAGUCAUUGUGUGCCGUUUCCCUUUUCCUCGCUGGCCCCACAGCCGCUCUGCUGGAUCUGGAUUAAACCAGGUCUGGGCUUACGAUGUCCACGCCGCUAGACAACCGUCCAGAACAUCUCCUGACCGAUCGCAGGCAUGAACCAGCCCGAAACACGCCACGUGCAACUCAGAAAUCAAGAUAUUUUGCUCUUUAUAGAAGGCUUGCAUAAAAGAUGACGUACGACUGUCAAACCAAUACUUUUCCAAAGCAAGCUGAAGUAUGUAAUGCGUGAUGUUUAAUAAAUCGUUGCACUGUU
Messenger RNA from Puntigrus tetrazona (Sumatra barb), 935 nucleotides. RefSeq names its product ATP synthase subunit C lysine N-methyltransferase-like. The record is from RefSeq and is a predicted model, not a curated record. Gene Ontology annotation, molecular function: protein-lysine N-methyltransferase activity. Gene Ontology annotation, cellular component: mitochondrion. The transcript is spliced from 6 exons. Bases 125 to 778 code for a protein of 217 amino acids. Gene Ontology annotation, biological process: positive regulation of proton-transporting ATP synthase activity, rotational mechanism; peptidyl-lysine trimethylation; regulation of mitochondrial ATP synthesis coupled proton transport. Lineage: Eukaryota; Metazoa; Chordata; Actinopteri; Cypriniformes; Cyprinidae.